This is a messenger RNA of Diorhabda sublineata, 1996 nucleotides long. Its product is annotated as dynein regulatory complex protein 10-like. The record is from RefSeq and is a predicted model, not a curated record. NCBI's taxonomy places the organism in Eukaryota, Metazoa, Arthropoda, Insecta, Coleoptera, Chrysomelidae. The transcript has a single exon. The coding region runs from base 1128 to 1613 and encodes 161 amino acids.
AAAGCAACUAGAAUAUAUUUAAAUAAACUCGUUUAAUACUAAUUAUGAACCAUCCCUCGUAUAUCAACAAUCUUAUUUAUAAAUCUUCAUUUUUUAUAUUGUGAUCUUUUACUAAUAAGUUAUCAACGAAAUAUUCCACUACGUUAUAUUAUUUAUCUAUGGUUACUAAUACGUGGUUUUGUACUACACUGAAGUGCGUUCGUUUUAUCUCCAUGGUAACGCACCAUAGAAACAAGAUAAAUAUUGUGUAUGGUGAAACUAGUGCCAGAACAAAAUUAUUUGAUAACAGAAUUGAAAUAUAAUAAAAAAUGCCUUCGUCAUACACCCCACGUUCUAUAUUAACAGAUAUAGAAAUCGAUGACGAACUCAACGAGUUCGUUAGUAGAUUUAAAGAUGUUGAAAUGACGCCAGAUGAAAUGAAUUUGAAAAUACAAGCAGACAGGGUCAUUUAUAUAUUGAACAUAUGCAUGGCUAAAAUGAAUACUAUCGCGCAUUUGCCGUUCAUUUUAGAAAAUGACGCCGAAUUGAUAAGGAAACAUUUAAAACCCAACGAACUCAGCUUCGCUUUGGAUAUUUUCAACGAAUGGGGUAUACCAUUGUCCUUGGAAGAAUUGUAUUUCACUGAAAACAUUCAGGAUAGUCUGAGACUUGGAACGGUUUGUUUUACUUGACGUUUUAUGGAAAACAUAUAUUGAUGAACGUUUUUUAAAGGUGAAUAAAUCGAUGAGGAGAUCGCAAUUUACCGCCAUUUUACCGGAAGCAUUUCCAAACCCAGCUGUAUAUCAACUAGUUGAUAUAUUAUUUCAUAAUAAAUGCAUACAAUCCGCCAUACGUUUAGCCGAAAAACCGAAAUUGGAUAAACAGGUUGUGGAUCUCAUUAAACUGUUACAAGAACUCAAGGAAAUUACGAAAACGAAAGUUUACGUUACAGGUAAAAAUAAAAAUAAUAUGUAUUCUUAGAUAUUCUGCACAAUAUGACAACGUCGCGAUUAAACGUUCUAACAAAUUCUAAACAAGCGGACGCACCUUAAAAAUAAAUUUAGACUGUUCCAUAGUAGAGAUGAGACAAUCGUUUUUCUAAACACACCAUUAUAAAAAAUUAUUUCGUAUUUCUACUUAUUAGGAAUAUGAAAUAUCUCAUUCUAAUUACAGGGGAACAAGAAAAAGCAAUGGAUAAGGAAUUGAGGAGGGCGUACAAAUCUAAUUUAUCGUUGACUGUCGUUAUCGAGGAUUUAAAAGAACAGCUUAAAAAACAAAGAAAAGAACUCGAAGAACAACUUGACGAGAAAUUGAAAAUUGUCGAAAUGUACAACGAAAAGAUACAAAAUGUUAGGGAAAACUUCGAGUUAGAAAUGGGUAGAACCCUACGAGAUUCCGAAAAAGAAAUGAUGUACAAGACUUUGGAAAGCGAAGAAAAACAACACGUUUUAGCGGAAGAAGCGGAAAAGAUUGUAAAACAUUACGAAGACGUUCUUCGAACGAAUUUGCAACAAGAAGACAGUUCGAGAGCUAAACGUUCCAAAAUCGAAACGCAACUACAGAAUUGGAUAAAUACAUUCGACCAAGAUAUCGGCGAAAAACAGGUAUAUAUAACAGUUCCGUCUAUCGGUUAGUUAACACCUCUACAUUAUAUUCCAUAGAUAAACCAUUAAUACGAUAGAGGUUUAACUUUAUUUAUUUAGUAAUGAAAUCGAAACAAAAAAAUAUUUAUUUGUAACAAAAAUAGAAGAAGGGGUGAUUGAACUUUCUAGUUAUAUUUUUUUUAUAAAAGGCGCAGUUCGAUCUACUCCAAGAAGAAUACGACAAAAAGAAAGCGGAAAUAGAUGAGGUUCAAAAAAUAAUAGACGAACAAGAAGAGGAAUACGAUAUAUUGAUGGCCGAAAAAGAAGAAGAAGAGGAACGGUUAUUCAAUGAAAUGGCUUACCAAUUCUUCUUAGAUAGAUCAGCUAGAAAAAUCCAAAAGUAUUGGCGGGCGUAUAUGGAAAAGAAAGCCUCU